This is a messenger RNA of Aplysia californica (California sea hare), 1448 nucleotides long. RefSeq lists its product as uncharacterized. The record is from RefSeq and is a predicted model, not a curated record. NCBI's taxonomy places the organism in Eukaryota, Metazoa, Mollusca, Gastropoda, Aplysiida, Aplysiidae. Gene Ontology annotation, molecular function: protein binding.
UGUGUGUAUGUGUGUAUGUGUGUGUGUUGCGCUUUGGCUACUGCGCAUUCCACUUUCUGGGGAUCUAAAAUCUACUUGUGUUGUGUGUUGUAGCGGUACACAAAAGUAUAUACACUUGUGAGUCAUAAUUUCAUCUAAGAGUAUUAUACUGGGCUUUUCUUAUGGCGAAAUGCCCGAGUUAUUCUGUUGUGUGUCCGAACUGAAGCUAUAAAUUCAGACUGCACGUUUUAUGUGGGCAGAAAUUAGUUUGUGCGCGUGUGCGUGUGCGUUUGCGUGCCGCCAGAAAUCUCACCUCAACGACAACGCCAGCUCAGGCAAGUGACCCCACUCUACACUACCUCACAAUGGGCACCAAGUCGUCACCUCGGACAUGUCCCUGGACUCCUGCAUUGUUCCUGGCAGUUUUCCUGAUGAUCCAAGCAGCAGUGUCCUCACAAAGAGCAGAGAAAGAGCUCGGUGAUACCUGCUCUCAAUACGAGUGCGUUGCCUACGGACAGAUUUGCUCUGCCGACUACAAGUGCAUCUGUCUGCUGGGAUGGUAUCAGUACCCGAAUACCAAGCAAUGUACAGUGUCGGACCCAGUACAGAGCCUGACAGCCACCGAUGUGACGAGCUCAGACAUCAGCGUGUCAUGGCUGCCCCCUCCCACCUCAGGGACCGGUGAGGUCAUCGGCUACGUCCUGCGAGUGUACAACAGCGACGACCUGUGUCUGAAGAGACGUUACUUCCUCUGUGCCGGCUGUACUCAGAAACCAGAAUUGAGGACCAACUGUCCAAGCUCAUCAGAAACUGCAUCGAGCUUAACUCAGGAAGACCUGAACAACCCGGCUAAGAUAAUCUCCGGAGCAAUGUACAACAUCCCUCCAUACAGGAACCUGACUCUGACGGUCAGCGCUAUCAAGAACAAUGCUGAGGGCAUAGAAGCAAGGCUGCCUUUUGUGACCAAGAUUGGAACCCCUCGCCAAUACACGUCGUUGGAAGUGGACCCUAUCCGUGACCUUGAUGCUAACCAGGUUCACAUAAAUGUCAGCUGGACCCCGGGCGUGUACACCGGCCCCUACUUCACUCACCUCGACAUCCUGAAGAAAGAACUUCCUUCCGGAGUGUUCCGACAGGAAAAAGUCAUUAUCCUCAAUGAGGACAACAGGACUUACCUUAAGACCAACCUCCAAGCAGGCUGGGACUACCGGGUGACUGUGAUGGCUGUGAUACCUCGACAAAACGCAGAAAACCUGACCGGCCCACAGUUCCGCCCCUGGGUGGACGUCCGAAUGCCCAGCUUACCCCCGGGACAAGUCCAGCUCGUCUCUGUACGGGGAGACAACUACAAUGCCGACGAAAUGACGCUGUCCUUCAGAUGUCCGCCCGAGAUGGAGAGGAAUGGAACGCUCCGUGGUUUUGUCGUUCGGGUUAUGGUUCUCUCAGUCCAAGACAACACUACGCCUCAG